AUACACAGGGAUGACCUACCUCGCCCAGUCUGCCGGAAAUCGUAAAUAGGAGAUCAAGGAGAAGACCGUAUCAUGAUGGUCUGAUUAAAACCGUGUUUUUGCACUAACUGUUAUUAUACAUGUUUUAUUUUUAAUUUACAUAUUUUUGUUGUAAAGCAGAGUACACAUUAUUAAUUCCUCACGUCAGGAUAAACUUGUAUCAGCGAACAUUGAAGCUUCUCGUGCUAGCUUAGCUUGCUAGCUGCUAACAAAGGGACUCGGAAGUGUUGCUGCUGUCGUGUAAAAAUGUGUAAAGUACAAAUGCUGAGAGCGUUGGUGAAUCAGCGACUAACUGCGGCUGUUGAAGAAAUAUUUGUAGUGUUAGAAAGAACGAUAGCAGAGUACGAGGAGGAACUUUCUCGAACCAAAGAGGAGAACGAGCGACUACUGGCCGCUGUUUUCAAGAAGCCUCCGGGUGUGUCACACGGAGCAGACAUCCAGCACAUUAAAGAGGAAGAGAAGAUCGAAGGGCUGGAGGAGGCUGAGGACACCAAGGUGCCAUCCAUUCAUGUCAUUGUGAAGAGCGAAGAUGAUGAAGACGAAGGUGAAAGUGAGGAGAAUACAGAGGUGGAGCCCCCGAGCAGCAGCUCAACUCAACACAUGACAACAGAAGCUGAUGGAGACCACUUUGGAGUAUCACAAGCAGACAACCUCUUUGCUCCGCUAUCAGAUAGUGACGACACAACGUCACGCUCUUCUGACACUGAUGAUGAAGACCCUAAAGCUGCAACGACAUGUCACACUGGCAGCUCACGCUUCAAGUGCUCUCAGUGUGACAAAACCUUUAAUGACCGUAGCAAUCGGAAAAGACACAUGAGAUGUCACACGGGAGAGAAACCAUUCCUGUGCUCAGUUUGUGGUCGGCAGUUCUCACAGAAGGUACAUUUGACGACACACACGAGAACACACACCGGAGAAAAACCUUUUUCCUGUUCUGUGUGUGCUCUGCGUUUUGUGCGCAAUCAACAUUUGAAAAUACACAUGAGAACGCACACUGGAGAAAAACCUUUCACCUGCUCAGUCUGCGGUGCAGGUUUUCUACGAAAACAAGAUUUGAAAAAACACAUGAGCUCGCACACCGGAAAGAAACCUUUUCUUUGCUCAAGCUGCAACAAAAGCUUUUGUGACCGAACAACGCUUGUAAAGCACAUGAGAACACACGCUGGUGAGGAAGUGUUGAGUUGCAGUGUGUGUGGUGAAAUAUUCUCUCACACGUACCAACUCAACAGUCAUAAGUGUGAUGGUGAGAGUAGCAGCAGUAAAUGAAGCCGUCUAACACCACAUAUACAGUAACAUGUGUGACGUGUGUGUAACACAAUCUUGUUAAUUUGCUUCUAUCAUUUAAAUGAAAUAAAAAAUUUAAAAACUG
Molecule: messenger RNA, 1408 nt
Organism: Dunckerocampus dactyliophorus (ringed pipefish)
Lineage: Eukaryota; Metazoa; Chordata; Actinopteri; Syngnathiformes; Syngnathidae
Product: gastrula zinc finger protein XlCGF17.1-like
Exons: 2
Coding region: 286-1305 (339 amino acids)
Cellular component (GO): nucleus
Source: RefSeq, a predicted model, not a curated record